AUGAAAUUAGAUACCUCGCAUAUGCGGUACUUGACGAAUGAGGACUUCCAAGUCCUCUCCGCUGUGGAACGCGGGUCUAUAAACCACGAGGUCGUUCCAACGUCGUUGAUCCACCAGCUGUCCGGCUUGAGAUCGCUGUCUGGGACGAACAGGUCGAUUGGUGACCUGGCGAAGCUAAAGCUGGUCUCGAAAUUGAGGAACGCGAAGUAUGACGGGUACAGGUUGACAUACAACGGUAUCGACUAUAUGGCACUGAAGACCAUGCUGAAUAGGGACAGUUUAUACUCCGUGGGGAACACCAUCGGUGUCGGGAAGGAAUCUGACAUUUACAAAGUAAGUGACAAGAACGGUGUAGAAAAAGUUAUGAAAAUUCACAGGCUGGGGAGAACCUCUUUCCACACGGUGCGGAACAACAGAGACUACUUGCGGAAAAAUUCAAAGAAUGGUGCAAACUGGAUGUUUCUGUCCAAACUGGCUGCCGCCAAGGAAUACCAAUUCAUGAGUUUGCUCCACUCAAGGGGGUUCAGAGUUCCCGAACCCUUUGAUCACUCUCGUCACAUCAUCAUCAUGGAAUUGAUCAAAGGAUUCCCCAUGACCAGAUUGCGGAAACAUCAAAACGUCCCCAAACUGUACUCAGAUCUGAUGAAGUUUAUCUUAGAACUUGGGAACAGUGGGCUUAUCCACUGUGACUUCAACGAAUUUAAUAUAAUGAUCAAGGAUAAACUUGACGGGAGUGACCCCAAUGACACUGGAUUUAUCGUAAUUGAUUUUCCACAGUGUAUCUCUAUUCAACACCAAGAUGCAUCUUUCUAUUUCCAAAGAGACGUUGAUUGUAUCCGUCGUUUCUUCAAAAAGAAAAUGAAAUACGAGCCAAAGACUGAUUCAACUUUACUAGAUACUGAUGGGUUUGGCGACGGCUACAAAUAUCCGUACCCUGAUUUUGAAAGAGACGUUAAGAGACAGGAUAACUUGGACGAACUGCUACAGGCAUCCGGGUACACUAAGAAACAUCCAGGCGACAGAGAUCUAGAAGAUGCGGUUCAAGGUAUGAGAGAUGCCGAGUACCACUCGAGUGACGAAGAAGAGGACGCCGAAAUACCAGAAGGAUAUGAUAGCGAUGCUGACGAGUAUUAUGACUCUGAAGAAUACGACAACGAAGACUCUGAGGAGGAAAGUGACGAAGGUGCCGAAGAAGAAGAGAAUGAAAGAAUCAUCGAAGCGCUAUCAACAGGUGUAGGAAAUCUCAAAAUGGACAGCUUAGGGAACUACAUAUUAGAAGAUGAUUAA
Huiozyma naganishii CBS 8797 is the source of this 1287-nucleotide messenger RNA. RefSeq names its product protein kinase RIO2 (gene RIO2). Gene Ontology annotation, biological process: maturation of SSU-rRNA; protein phosphorylation. The record is from RefSeq and is a predicted model, not a curated record. Lineage: Eukaryota; Fungi; Ascomycota; Saccharomycetes; Saccharomycetales; Saccharomycetaceae. The transcript has a single exon. Gene Ontology annotation, cellular component: preribosome, small subunit precursor; cytosol; nucleus. The coding region runs from base 1 to 1287 and encodes 428 amino acids. Gene Ontology annotation, molecular function: ATP binding; protein serine/threonine kinase activity.